AGUGCUUUCAUUCUGCUGUCGGCUGUCUGUUCCACCUGAGUUGUUGUCUUCCCUUCUUGCUCUCUUUUCACUCCCUCCUUGUUGCAUAGACACGUGAUUUUAGUGGUAAUUCAUUGCCGCCCCUUUCUUUCGCAGACAGGACUAGGACCACUUUUCUCAGUAGAAAUGACAGUUUCGCAAACACGAUCAUUACGCAAAAACCUUCAAUGAAAAUUCGUUCUUCAGUACUUAGUCUAGUAAACUAAGUACUAUCUUUGCUCUCAACAACAAAAAAUGAGUGGGGCAUCGAUGUUUAACCGUGGUAUCCCUGGUGCUCCAGCGGGCGAUCCACGAGGCGACGCACCUGGUACUUUCACCUCAGGCGGUUCAUCAAGCUCUUAUUACCACGACGUAACUAGCGGAUUUGGUGAAGUGGAAAAAAGUGACGCGGCUGAUGCUGGAACAAGUUAUGAUGCUGGAACAUUUCUGCCACUGACUGUGACUCUUUCUCUUGUCAUCAGGAGUGUAGAAAAACAAUUGUGAUGAAGCUCGAACCACUGAUGUUGAAGAUGAUAGAGUGUUCAUCAAACUUACCUCAGACCGAUUCGUGCAUACAGCUGAUCAAUAAGUACUAGAUGAAGUUGAAGACGUCAUCUUCUUCCGCCAGUUUUUGCCCCUUAGUCAGCGUGAUGUCUAGUUCUAUCUCUUCUUCUCCCCUGCCACCUCUGGAGCUCUAAGCCCAUUCAGCAGCGGCCGACCGCAUGCCGAUUAAAACGGUCAGAAUCCUUGUCGACGAUGGAGUGCAGUCAGCGGAUUGGAAGGUAGACCCCAAGUUCGUUUACGACGAGUGCGACCAUGUGAAACUGGCAGCAUCACGCUCAUUACCCGAAAUGCAUGCCAAGAUCGAGAGGGUGCAGGCAUACAUAAACUCCCUAGGAAUUUUCAAAGAUGCCACGUGCGUGCUGGAUAAGGGGACUGGUAUUUUAAUACUUGUAACUACCACUACGUCACUCAUCCAGGUUCGUCCUCGUGAUAAUCGUCUACUUUUUACCAAGAAUGUACAACUAGAUCAGCACUAUCAUUAUACUAUAACCAACAUGUCAGAUAAGAAGAAACAGGAAGAUGUAUACAGAUUGUAGGUGUAUAAGUCAAGUAUGCCACAUAACUCUUCUUUCACAACAAAUCAGGUGACAACGACGUGGACCUGAUAUUCCAUCUACGUCCGAUUAAACCGCAUUACUCUUUUGGCGCCAACGUAAACGGCAAAGGUCAGACGACCGCAGAAUUCAAUUUUGACGUGCCAUGUAUAGCCGGGACAUGCACUAGUGCAAAAUGCACAGCGAAAACACCGACUUGGUACUUAUCAGUUUGCACAUGGUUAUUUCUUGUACUAGUACUCGUCCUUAUGGCUAUGGCAUCGUCCUUAUUGCAAGUAGAUAGAAACUAUGAAGAACGACAACAACGAAUAGCCUUUGCCCUUUGAAUUUGAAAAGAAAAACCAACGACUCUGCCCAACCUAGUAAUUCUUCACCUCAUCUACACCCCACCACAUCACUCCACAUCACCCCACAUUUCCCCCCGCUCGACUCCCCCGCUCUCCACCUACCAUCUCUCAGGCGCAUCCUCGAAGGCUACGAAACGCAAGCCUCUCUAUUUACGAAGCGAUUAUGGGGCGUUCGAGGUUUGCAGGCGAGUUUGGAUUUGAAUAGUUCUGUGAAUGAUAUGAAGCCUUAUUCGAGUUAUGACGAAAUGAGCAAAUCAGUCAAUUUGAACUUCGGCUUCGCUGGGCACAACCUCUCCGUGGAGUUGUACAAUCUCCGAAAUGUCGUGCUGGCGAUGGGACAGGUAAGUAAAAGUUUAAAGAGUGAGACUGAGAAGAUGAACAAGAGUGAGUCUGAGUCAAUAGGGACGAACAGGAGGUCUAAGUCUAACUGAUUUUCCUGCUCACUCAACCUCAAACUGAAAAAAUUCUGCAGGCUUCCACCGCGAUGCAGAUGAGUCGUUUACGGUCCGUAAAGACAGGCUCUCGCUAUACCUUUGCGCAUCGAACUCCGUCAGGCUUUUUCGGUAAAAUCAGUACAGAAAUCGCUGGCUUCCUAGGAGACGUCAACCUAGCGAAGGGCGACGUGUGUUUGUCGAAAACAUGGAGUUUCCCCUGUAUCUUUUCGAUGCGAGGAAAUACGAGUUAAGGGAAAGCGAAAAGGAAGUAGUCAUUGAAUUUUUAUAUAUGUUCCAGGACCACAGGGGGGGUACCGUCCGGCCCUAAAUCAUAUGUAAUCAAUGGGAUCAGGGAGCACGUCGAGUAGGUCUUUCUCUUUCUCAUUGUCGAGUAGGUCUUUCUCUCUUCUCUCUAACUUGAAUUGGAUCACAAGGAUUCUCUUCUUGUUUUCCUCAUGAUCAAAAUCAGGUUACCAAAUUACUUGAUACGAGAACCAUACAGAAAGAGAAAGCCCUACUCCUCGACAUGAUCUUAUCACACGCUUUUCUUUGAGUUCUGAAUUUCCGAAGACGAGACGACUCUUUUCUCCGUCGACCGUAUCAACAUGAAAACUACUCAACUUCACUGUGAUUAGAAUUAUCGAUAACAUUAACACCUGCACUCCUUCCUCCUCUCUUCACUUUUCUAAUUGCAACCUGUUGACAUGUGGCAUUUCACAUUAAUGGGUGCAGCCGGCCACGCAGCAGCUCUAGAUGGCAGACCUUUGUGCAUCCAAGACAAAUUUUUCCUCGGAGGCGGAAACGGAUUCGUGAACACGAUCUGCAAGGGCUUUGGUUUCCGGAGAUUUGGCCCUUGUGCGAUAAGGUCUGUGGAAGGUGGGACGAGUGGCGCGAAUGUAAUAACACUGUAAUAUUAAUACGGGUAAGCUAUAAACAUACGGGUAGGUGGCGAUAGAGGUGUUUCUCCUGUUACCGUUCGUUAAGAACUGCAACAUCAUCAUCGUCAAUGAAUAUUACAAAUACAAUUAGUACAAAAAUAUAAUUGUUGAUUAACAUUCAUCAUCAUCAUCAUCACCAUCACCAUCGAAGCUCAGUCUCUCAGACAUCUUUUCUCAUGAACAUUACCUUCAGCCUGAGUACGAUUACCUUGGUGGUGAUUCGUAUGGCAAUGCUAGUGUCAGCCUCGCCCGUGAUUUUCCCUUGCGCGAAGGACAGGUAGGCCGCGCUUUUGUAUUCGCGCAGGGUGCUGCGCUAGGCGACGGCGGGUUGAGCAAGGUCCUUACUUUACGGCUUCCCCUAAGGGUCCACCUUGAGAUAGUAGAUCUUGGAAAAGCUGUUCCUUCAGGAGAAAGAAGCACCAAGAUUCAUCUCAGGACGGAUUUAAGUGAACAUUGGCUUAGUAGUUUAGGCGUUGGCCUGUUCACUUAUCAGGGCGACUUCUAAUUACUCCCGAGCAGGGCAACUAUCGUGCUAGUGUAGGCGCAGGCUUAGGCUUCCCAUUCUUUCCCGGAUGCGAGUUCCAGCUAUCGGCGUGCAUGCCUGUAAGAUGGCAAUCCACAGACAUACGCGAGAACGUGCAAUUUGGACUCAAGUUCGCUGGAUAGGAUUUAAUGUUGAUGAACCAGAGGAAGGGAGUUUCUUAUUUCUCUCAGCAAAUUGCUCGCGACUCAGCACAUUCAAAAUUUUUUCCUGGCGAGUUCUUUUUGUCUAUGAGCACUAUGACUAUGAAUUUUUCCUUUGUAUUGGAUGUAAUUCUUGUAAAAACCUCUCCAUGCAUUUUUCUCCACCUC
Messenger RNA from Amoebophrya sp. A25, 3707 nucleotides. NCBI's taxonomy places the organism in Eukaryota, Dinophyceae, Syndiniales, Amoebophryaceae. The record is from the annotation of a GenBank genome assembly.